AUCGUGAUGGAGGUCAGCUACACGGCACCCGACGGCUCGGUGGGCGCAUGGCACGCCCCGGGCCUGCCCACCAACCUGGGCAGUUUCGACGACGACCGCCAGGCGCUGCUCGACAUCGAGCAGAACAUUGCCAACCUGCAGCGCACGUACGCGGCUGCGGCCGGUGCCCAAACUACGCCGGUGGGAGGCCCGGCGAUGGCCGCCGGCGCGGACGGCGGUGCGUCGAUGGCGCUGUUGCAGUCUUCGUCGCAGCAACACGCCGGCUACGGGACCAGCGACGGAGGUGGAGGUGCCUUCUCGGAUGACGAAACGCGAAGCAAGCAGGGCUCCGUCAUCAGUUUGUUCGCUGCCACGUCCAACAAGUCGCCUGACAGAAAACGAUCGCUACCUGCAGCCAUGAAAACCUUGGCCGUGGCGCUAAAGAUCUCCAAGCAGCGUCCCUCAAGCGAUGCCGAGGAGAGGGUCAAGCUAAAGGACGCAGAAGACACUGUACAUUACGGAUCGACGCAGUCUCUACACAGGCGGCUGAGCGACCAGACGCUAUACCUACUCUCCGGAGGUGAUGCUGCCGAGAGCGCAAUGUUCGCCGACGAACCUUUCGCCAUGGACACGGCGCCAUACUCCAUCACCACACCCGUGGUCAUCACCAGGCCCAAGUUAAGGCAAGACAUCACAGCAACAUCGGCACUGAAAGCACAGGACUUCCAGGUCUGCGUGACAAUUAUCGAAGGUCGACACCUCGCCGGUCUCAACAUGGAUCCAGUGAUAUGUGUGCAAGUUGGUGACCAGAAGAAGUACACCUCAGUCAAGGAAUCAACAAACUGCCCGUACUACAACGAGUACUUUGUCUUCGAUUUUCACAUGGCACCGUCAAUGUUGUUCGACAAAAUCGUGACACUAACGGCGUUACACAACCGGAACAUCAUACGCUCGGGAAAAGUUAUCGGCACCUUCAAGCUUGACGUUGGCACCGUCUUCAACCAGCCGGAGCACCAGUUCUAUCACAAGUGGGCCGUCCUCACGGACCCGGAUGACAUGACGGCUGGUCCCAAGGGAUACAUCAAGUGCGAUAUAUCCGUCGUCGGCAAAGGGGACACAAUAAAGGACAAAGGCAUCGGCGACGAUUAUAGCUAUUUCAAGCCUGGGAAGAAAGUGAGCCAGAGCGCACGCUGGAUGGUUCAAGCCAAGCUGCGCAUGCAUCUCUGGCUGGGCACCACCAAGCACAAGCAUUGUGUACUCAAGGGAUUGCCCGAGGGCUACGUCAAGGACGUCGAGGACAUUGACAAGGGGCCGCCAUCGCAACUUCAUUACACGGAAAAGUCCACUUUCGAGCUGCGGGCGCACAUGUACCAGGCACGCUCACUCAUUGGAUCGGACUCCUCCGGACUCUCAGAUCCUUUCGCGAGAGUCGUAUUUGGAGACCAGAGUCAGACAACCAUGGUGAUCGACGAGACGCUAAGCCCCACGUGGGACGAGAUGCUGCUCUUCCCCAGUGUCACGGUGUACGGCAGGAAAGAGGACAUCAAGGAGGACCCUCCCGUCGUUGUCAUCGAGAUCUUCGAUCAGGACAAAGUGGGAAAGUCUGAAUUCAUCGGUAGGACGAUAGCCAGACCUCACGUGAAGUUCGAAGACGACGUCAACUGCCAGCCACCAUCGCUCGAAUGGCAUGACCUGUUCCGGGGAACCGAGCCGGCGGGAGAGCUGCUCGCCACUUUCGAGCUGCUCAGGUUCUCGCCUCAAGAAGAAAAGUAUGACAUGCCGGAACUUCCGAUGCCGAAAGAGAACGUGUUCCGAUCCGGUGAACGGGGUCCGGUGUACCCUGUACCGAAAGGGAUACGACCGACCUUAUCCACAUACAGAAUAGAGGUGCUGUUCUGGGGCCUGCGCGAGUUGAAGCGCGUGCAUCUGAUGAGCGUGGACCACCCUCGCGUGGACGUCGAGUGCGGUGGUCACGUGCUCCAGUCGUCCGUCAUCCUCAACUGCAAGAAGAACCCGAACUUCUCCACGCCCGUCAAGUUCCUGGACGUGGCGCUGCCGGACCAAGAGACGUACUGCCCGCCGCUGACGAUCCGAGUCAUCGACUGUCGCAGCUUCGGGCGCUUCACCCUGGUGGGCACGCACGUGGUCAACUCCCUGCACAAGUUCCUCUUCCGGCCCCGCUCCUCUUCCAGGGACCACCGAAAUAGGAGCGCCUCGCAGACCUCAUCUUCGCUGCACAUCGAAGAUGGUGUCCUGGUAGAUGUCGAAGCUGAUUCCAACAUACUGUCGGCAAAGGAAACGUUGAUAACACUGGACUACGGUUUCAAGAGCAAGAAAGAGAUGAAAAGCGAGGCGAACAAGAGAAAGAAGAAGAUGGCGACAGAGGACCCCGGACACGACGAGGAGAACCGGGACUGGUGGAGCCGGUACUUCGCCUCUGUAGAGCAAGCCGCCAAGGACUCCAGCGAUCAUAACGGACUACCGGGCAACAACCUGAGGCCCGGUGACGACAACUACGACAUGUCCAGUGACGGAGAGAGUCAACUAAGCGCAAAAGAUAUGCGGAAAAUGGAGAAAGAACUGGAGCGACUAGAGUUGAGCCACCACAAGGACAGUACGGAAAAGAAGAAGAAAACCUUCAAGGGUGCUUCGAGCGCCGUCCGGUUCGCCCAGCGUCUGUCGCCCAAGACGCAGAGGGGCCGCAUAGCCCAGGACGGACUAAUCAAGAUCUACCCAACGGAACUAGAGAACGUUCCCGAGUUCAAUGGCUUCCGAGAGUGGCUGCACACGUUUGAGCUGUACCGUGGCAAGCGAAGUGGCGAUGAUCUGGACGACCAGAACAGGGUCGUCGGCCUAUUCAAGGGUUCCCUACAAGUCUACCGGUUCCCACUGCCCAAGGACAUCCAGGACUACACGAUAACGGGCGCCGAUCCGACGUACGGGCUGUUCCAGGGACUGCCCAGUAACGAUCCCAUACACGUUCUUAUCAGGGUCUACGUCGUCAAGGCGACCGAUUUGCAUCCAGCGGACAUGAAUGGCAAAGCGGAUCCCUACAUUGUCAUCAACCUGGGAAGCAAGAGGAACAGCGAUAAGGAAAACUACGUGUCAAAGCAACUUAAUCCAGUGUUCGGAAAGUGCUUCGAGAUGGAGGCGACCUUCCCGCAGGACUCGCUACUGAACGUGCAGAUCUACGACUGGGACUUGCUGGGCAGCGACGACCUUAUCGGAGAGACGAAGAUCGACCUCGAGAACCGAUUCUACAGCCGCCACAGGGCCACCUGCGGAAUACCGCGCAGAUACGAGACAUACGGCCCGAACCAAUGGCGAGACCCACUGAGACCGAGCCAGGUGCUGGCUAAACUGUGCCGGGACACCAAGCUGGACGGUCCGCACUUCUCGCCGAAUCGAGUCAAAGUGGGCAGCAAGGCGUUCGUCUUCCGUUCGGACUACGAGGACGAAGGAGGCAAGCUGACGGACGAGCACCAGAGCCUGGCCGUUCUCAACCGCUGGGAAGAAGUGCCCAAGGUGGGCUGUCCCCUUGUACCAGAACACGUGGAGACAAGGGCACUCUACCAUCCGGACAAGCCGGGCAUCGAACAGGGCAAGCUGGAAAUGUGGGUGGACAUGUUCCCAAUGGACAUGCCGCUUCCGGGACCAGCCGUGGACAUCUCUCCCCGGAAGCCCAAGAGCUACGAAUUACGCAUUAUCAUCUGGAACACAGAUGAUGUUGUACUCGAGGAUGACGCGUUCUUCACUGGCGAGAAAAUGAGCGACAUUUACGUAAAAGGGUGGCUGAAGGGCCAGGAGGACACUCAGUGCACCGACAUCCACUACCGGUCGCUGACUGGCGAAGGUAACUUCAACUGGCGCUUCGUCUUUCCGUUCGACUACCUGCCCGCCGAGGAGAAGAUCGUCAUCUCGCGCAAGGAGUCGCUCUUCUCGUGGGACGAGACCGAGUGCAAGAUCCCGGCCAGACUAGAGCUACAGGUCUGGGACGCCGACCACUUCUCGGCCGACGACUUCCUCGGCGCCAUCACGUUGGACCUGAACCGUUUUCCGCGCGGCGCUAAGUCCUCCAAGCUCUGCAGCCUCAACAUGCUCAAGGCCGAAGCCAACGUGCCCACCAUAUCGCUCUUCAAGCAGCGCCGAGUCAAAGGGUGGUGGCCCUUCUUCGUCAAGAAGGAGAACGACGAGAUGGUGCUCACGGGAAAAGUUGAAGCAGAACUGCACUUGCUUACGAAGGAGGAGGCCGAGAGAAACCCUGCCGGCCUCGGAAGAAACGAACCGGACCCACUGGACAAGCCCAACCGACCUGACUCGUCGUUCAUCUGGUUCCUGAACCCGCUGAAGUCGAUCCGCUACAUCGUGUGGCACCAGUACAAGUGGGUCAUCAUCAAGGCCAUCAUCGCUAUCCUGCUCAUUCUCCUACUAGCCCUCUUCUUCUACUCUGUGCCGGGCUACACCGUCAAGCGCAUCCUCGGAGCCUAAAGUCAUCGAGACACUCAUCAUCUUCCCAACACGCUCACCACAUCCUGUAACCUUCCUCCAGCGCCAUCGACCCUCAGGAUUGUUUUCUGUAGACUUUCCCGCCGUACCCUCGAAUCGACUCGAAGCUGACCCUCCACUGCAUCGAACUGAGUACAGUGGCGCCAUCUGUCAACUCCAGAUAUAAUAAUAAUUCUGGGGGUUUUAACGUCCCGCACCCACGAUAUGAUUAUGAGAGACGCCUAGAGGAGGGUUCCGAAAGUUUCAACCACCUAGGGUUCUUAAACGUGCACCUAAACCUAAGCACACGGGCCUCAAGCAUUUCACCUCCAACGAAACGCGGCCGCCACGGCAGGGAUUCGACCCCGCGACCUUCGGGAAUGCAGUCGAGUACGUCUAUCACUAGACCAUCGUGCCGGGUGACGACUUCAGAGGACAGACACUACGCCACUCCAGAACUGCCAUCAGCUGUUAAUUAGUUGCAGUGAGUACUUCUGCAGAGGCGUGGUGCUGUCGUAAACCUUCCAGCUAUACCCAGACAAGCCGCAAUAGAAACAUAGUCGAGCAAAUAUUCAUGCCAGUAGGCAGCAUGUGUCUGCUGCAAGAAGAAUCCAGAAACUACUCAACACGUUGUAAUGGAAUUCUAGGAUAUUCAACCAACAGAACCCGUGGAAGGCUUUAUAUUUCUGGGGCUCUGGGUUUCAAAGUAGAUAGAAGUGUUGACUGGUCAGCGGUUGAUAUGAGCAAGAGACGUUUCGGAUAUUGAUGUAAUAAAAGGCAGGGUUGAGAUGGAUAGAACAGAGGUACAGACCAGAUAUCCAUUAGCCGCCACCCAGUUUCAGAGGAGCAACAUUUAAGCAUUUUCAUCAUCGAAUCUAAGCGGUGUGCUGAUGCAAGGAACAUCUAGAAUGCCAUAGUCACUCCGGCACUUCCAUGCAUUCCUCUCCUCGAAGUGCCAGCUCCCCUCCAGCUAUCUGAGGAUGGCGCCACCCCUCGGGUGAAGAGGGAACCACGUUUCUCUAGAAUGGCCGUGAAGUGUCAGCAAGUCUAGCAAACAUUUCUGUCGAGAGGUGGCGUUUCAAUCCACAUUAUGGAGUUCGGAAAAGCAAAUGCGAUUUUAAGCGCACUAGUUCAUGCUCAUGAUUUUAUUGCGUACAUUCACGAUUGGCUUGCAGUUAGUUCACACGGGGAAAGAACAAAAGACCACGAGAAAAGAAAGGGCGGAGCACGCACUGCCAACUGUUCAGUCUUGUCAGGGAACACAAUGUGUGAUAGCCAUGCAGUGUAAGAACUCGGUGCGAUGCAAUUACAUGAUCCCAAUUCAGUGUUGAGUGAAGGAACAUUCGAAAUGCAGAGGUUAAUGACCUUCGCUUCGCUACUCGAAUUAUAAGUCAUACAAGGGCACGUGGGCGUUAGAGGCAUAGAAUUUUCAAUGAAGUGAUGACACAAGGACUUGUGUUCUUUUCAGUGCUAACUGACUGUUCAACUUGCACGCGCAAAGUUUUCAAGCGGGAUUUGAUAUACUAAGCAGAAUAGAAGUGUCCGUGCUGGACCCAGCAGCACCAACAGGAAGCCAAAGAUUGUUAAUCGGAGAGCCGUUUGUCAUUGUAGUGGAUAACUCUUUUGUGUACGCUUUCGAGUGCGACACGGAGUGAUUUCAUUGUGUCAUUUUACGAAGGAAAUAUUUUCAAUUAAGACUCGAAUGUUUUUUGUUCUUUUUGCGAUCGGUGAUAUACAAACGCGAGCGCAGACAAAAAAGCUCUUGCUUUUCAUUUUCCUCGUAUUUAUUUGUUCACUAAGUUGAUGGCUCAGUGAACUGCUUGGCUGUUUACUUAUAGGCAGCCUAUAGUUGUGCGAUCACAGUGAAAACUCAAUAGAGUUUUAUCUGCGACGCUGAAGCUGGACAAAUGUUCACUGACGUUGCUCACCCUGUAUAUUAUCAUUACAUCCAUUACCUACGCUCAUGUUAAAACCCGUGAACACUGCUUUUCCUCUUUUAAGCUGUCAAGGAAGUCGUUAGUAUUCUAGUAAUUCUCCGAGGGUCGAGCGAGAAGCGUGUAAAAAAUUUAUCUGGUUCUUCCCGCACAUAUUUAUCCACGUAUUACUAGCGAGGGUGAUGAUAUAUUCAGUCGACUAAGGAUAUUCCGCUGUCGGUCGUUUCGUAAGCGUUCACCUGUCUAAAUACCGGGGUAUUCGCGCCGCUGAAGCUAAACAAAUACCAUUUUCUUUCUUCCGCUCAAUGACCAGGUUUUACAUUUUUCCGGGGUAGGGAAUACCAUCCU
Molecule: messenger RNA, 6746 nt
Organism: Rhipicephalus sanguineus (brown dog tick)
Lineage: Eukaryota; Metazoa; Arthropoda; Arachnida; Ixodida; Ixodidae
Product: otoferlin
Exons: 32
Coding region: 7-4467 (1486 amino acids)
Biological process (GO): plasma membrane organization
Source: RefSeq, a predicted model, not a curated record